Messenger RNA from Fonsecaea nubica, 3297 nucleotides. RefSeq lists its product as hypothetical. The record is from RefSeq and is a predicted model, not a curated record. Gene Ontology annotation, biological process: autophagy; response to starvation. Lineage: Eukaryota; Fungi; Ascomycota; Eurotiomycetes; Chaetothyriales; Herpotrichiellaceae. The transcript has a single exon. Bases 1 to 3297 code for a protein of 1098 amino acids. Gene Ontology annotation, cellular component: cytoplasm. Gene Ontology annotation, molecular function: protein binding.
AUGCCAGCAUCCAACAAGCCAACCUCCGUCGAGUCCAGGAUCUCUGAAAGAGAAGGCUUCCAAACAGUGGCAGACCAAGAUCGCCCCGCCUCAAGAGCAGGAAAGCGAAAGACAAAGAAUGCUGCUGUUAAACAGCUGUCGAGCCUCGAUCAUGCCGAAAAAGCAGCCGAGUCAAUGGGUCAAUCUCAACAACCCCCUAUCUCCUCAAACCCUCCGCCUUCCAUCCUGGGUCAACUACCCCAGGCAUUCCCUUCGAACAGAAGGAUCAGCCCGGUCGACGUUCUCAACGACGUGAACGCUUCCCAAAAGGUGUCCGAUGAGCACACUCCCCCAGCUGACCAUUGGGCUCGGAGUACAGUCCAUGGCAGGACCCCGCCUGUUGAACACAUCCCUGGUCUAAACACAGGCGGCUCUCCUCCUUAUGAGCCAGGCUUCAGUCACCGCGGCGUCUUCAACAGCAGGAGCCCUCCAAUCUCACCUCCGCUACGAAAGGCCCGUCCUGUCAGCUACAGCAGUGCUAUCCCUCCGCUCCCGACUCAUUCGAGAAUCUCGACCUCUCCGUAUGGCUACGGCAUGACUGCUUAUGGAUCUCCGCCUGCCCCGCCUCAUCUACCUCAACAACAUUUUUACGGGCCUCACGAUGUUGAUCUAGGUCUCCAUCCUCCCCAUACGCCUCUACCAGAACCAGUCCCAUUGAAAUUCGCUCGCCUUCCAGGAUCAGGAAACGAGUCUCGUGAGGCUGCUUUACUCGCUGUGGACGGUGAAUUGCACAUUGUGAGCUACAAUGGCGAGAAAACCGAACACAUAGGAGCGCUCAGCGGCGUGCAGGGUACCAUCCUUGACGCCGCACUGCUCACGUGGAAUACCGGCGAAACUCCCUUUGCGGAUUACAGGCCUCUGGUUGCACUCACAGUCUAUGGGCCCGGCGGGCCUGGACCUGGCCCCUUGGUUUCAGAAGACCGGGCCUUUCCAGGGCACCAUCAGACGCCCUUCGAGACGAAGGUAGUGGUAUAUUCAGUCGGCAAAUGCUGUGAGGUCGCCGAGCUGCUGAGAGUGCAGACAGCCGUGGAGAGCUUUCCCGGAGUACCUUCAAGCGUCAGCCACGCAGCAAACCUGAAAGUUUACUCGAGUGGCAACUUUGUUGUCGUGGCAUCCGUUGACAGUGGAGAGAUGUUUGUCUUCUCUAUUCGGCAAGGCAAGGACUCUGCAGUAUUUGAAUGCUUAGGCAAGUACUGGACUACGAUACAACCUCAACUCCACAGAAGGGACUCCUCGUCUCACGGACCAGGAUCGGAUGUAGAUGUUUCACCUGCUGAUCUUGGCCGUGGUCCGGAUAAUCAGAACCUUCCAAUUCUCAGUCUGAGCGGACGAUGGCUCGCUUUUUGUCCUGCAAGCACACCGUCACGAAGAUCUGUUGGGGCUGUUUUGGGCGAUCAUGUUAUCCAUAACAAAAACUCUAAUAUUACAGCUGGAACGGCGCCUUCGCGACCUUUGCCCAAUUGCGAUGUUGAGUCUCCUGAUGUCGACACAUUCCUCAGCAAAGUCGCCAAAGGCUUCGCUCAGGAGGCGGUAAGGGGCGCAAAAUGGAUCAGUGAAAAAGGAAUGCAGACGUGGCAGAGUUACUGGAAAAGGGACCCGACCAACCCUAACAUGCCAGCUGCUCCAUCCUCCAGCCCUCCAGUUUACUCUCCUCAGCUUGGCCUGACACAAUUUCCGCCUACUCAUGCCAUUGACCAACAAGGCGUGUCCAAGGACCCGGAUCUUGUCACAAUAAUAGACUUGAAGUUGCUCCAAGACAACCAAGGCCGAAAAGCAAUCUCUGAGUCCAGCCCGAUGGUCACAUUUCAACCACCGGGAGGUUGUAGCUUUCUGUCGUUUAUGCCUACAGGUCUCGGUAUUUUGACAGCCAACCGCAAAGGUGAUGUGCAGUACGUCUGGGAUUUGAUGCAGAUGAAGUAUGUCAUCGUUUCGACACCUUCGAAUCCUACCGAAAGCGGACGUGUGCGGCAAAUUGCACGCUACGAACGAUUGAGUCCCUCCUCGAUUGUCGAUGUUGCCUGGGACGGUUCUACUGGCUCCCGGUUUGCCAUUCUGACGAAGAAUCGAACUAUUCACCUGUUUGACCUGCCAAAAGGCGCUUUUCAAUGGCCGCCACCUCCGACCAAGAGGAAUCGGCCGACUUCAGCGCCGGCUGAUCCCCACCAGGUAAAGACAGACCAUGAUCCAGCGCCGCCCGGCGGCUUCUUUGCCUCCGCAAUGAGCAUUGCAGGUAGAACCCAGCCGAUGCUUGCAAGUUUACGUGGUAGAGCACCAAGUAUUAGCAGUGGGGUGGCUGGGAUGGCUCCGGCUGGUAUGGGGUUUGCCUCUACGACCAGUAUCAAAAGCGGCAGCAGAGCAGUGGCAGCGGGACUCAGCAAGUCUUUAGGUGCUGCUACCGAGACUGUUACCAGCAUACGACACGCGAAUCAAAGCAGGCUUCAUCUAAAGAUUCCAGCCCGAGUGGGCAUAUUUUGUUGGCUCCGACGUGAUGGGAAGUCAGUACUAUCUAUCCUGGACGAGAACAACAUCAAGAAUUACUAUGUGCGAAUGACAAAGCCUAGGGAGAACCGGCAGAUGGAAACGGUAUCGGUAUUCGAUGCACGCAGGGCUGUCGCAAUCAAGCUCCCUAAGGCUGCGGAACUCGCUGCAGACCUUCCGGUGCGGAAUCGCUCAGACGAAGCACAGGGGGACAGCGAUGCGACAUCUGCACUGCUCAGCUUCUGGAAAGUCCGAUCCACGAGAGAUGGAGGUUCCAGAACGCCACACCCGCUCGCUUCAGCCGAGAUCGAGACCAAUGCGCCGUACCAGCCUUUUCAUUCCGACCGCCGAGUUGCCAUCUCCUUAUUUCCAGAUAGGGUAAAGACCAAUCAUGGAGGCAUCUCGGCUGCGAGACCUGGCCAAGCUCCUGUUGCGGAGGCUGUUGGUUCGUCGAAUCAAAAGUGGGUUUUCGGCGACGAGGUUGUCUCGUAUGCACAGAAUAUCACCAGCCAACAAGCCGUAGACGAAGGCUCUAUUAUCUAUCGAGAAACUACGGUUUUCUCUGGUAGCACAUCCUUGGCCGCAGGUCCGACGGGACUGUUGGAUGACGAAAUACCACAAGCCGUCAGUAACACGAAAAAGAAGAAAGGCAAGAAAAACCGAAUGCAAGCCCGGUUGUUCGAACAUGACAAUACAAGCGAGAACAUGAUUGAUUUUGCAGCGCAGGAUGUCCCUUUUGAGCCCGACGAAGACUUGCUCCGAGGUGACAGUCCCCCCUGA